CUCUUAACCGGUGUGGAUCUAAAAAUACUGCUCGCCUACUCGAACCAGGUCAUAAUACGAUCUUGCGGUUUAAGCGGCCCUAAAUUAGAGAUACCUUCGAGGACGAGAAUCUCUUCGAUUCGCCUCGGCAAUCGAUGCCAGAUCUGGCGUCCUGAUCCUGCUUGCUUUCAGGUAAUGAAGGACUUGCCUGAGGCAGUUGUGGAUUCAAAAUUCCUUAAGCAAAAUUUAGAUGAAUCAGUAGAUAAAGAAACUACAUCUAAUUCAGAACAUAAGAAUCUACCUGAUACGUCAGCAAAGGUUUCUUUAUUUUCAAGUUUUUUCACAUCCAAUUUCUCACUUUUUGAAAGAAACCCCAGCUCAUUUUCAGUAGAAAACAACUCUAGCAAAUCUAGUAGUUAUGGCUGGACAACAGCUGUAAAGAACAUUAUUAGUAGUGGCUCAAUGAGGAGGCUCCAAGAUCGUGUAUUAGGAUCAAGCAGUGCUGUCACUUUGAGCUCAACCAGUGAAAUAUGGUUUCUUGGCAAGUGCUACAAUCUGUCAUUCGAGGAGUCACAUAAUCCUGAUCCGGGCAAUAGUUUUACAUCUUUUCUAGAAGAUUUCUCAUCAAGAAUAUGGAUCACUUACCGGAAAGGUUUUGAACCUAUUGGGGACUCAAAAUUCACAUGUGAUGUCAACUGGGGGUGUAUGAUCAGAAGUAGCCAGAUGCUUAUUGCUCAGGCAUUGAUUCUUCACUAUAUGGGGGGAUCUUGGAGGAAACCCUCACAAAAGCCAUACGAUGUUCAGUAUAUCGAAAUUCUACAUCUUUUUGGCGACUCAAGCUUAUGUACCUUUUCAAUUCACAAUCUUCUUAAAGCUGGGAAGGCUUUUGGUUUGGCUGCUGGAUCAUGGUUGGGUCCUUAUGCUAUGUGUCGAACUUGGGAAACCAUUGCUCAUGCUCACAGAGAGCAAGAUGAACAUGGUGAACAUAAACAAAGGUUGCCUAUGGUUCUAUAUGUUGUUUCAGGUGACAAAGAUGGGGAACAAGGUGGAGCUCCAGUUAUCUGCAUUGAGGUUGUAUCUAGACGUUGUCAUGAUUUUAACAAGGAGCAACUAGACUGGGCACCUAUACUCUUUUUGGUUCCUUUGGUUCUUGGAUUGGAAAAAAUCAACCCCAGAUAUAUUCCUUUGUUACGGAAAACAUUUACAUUUCCACAAAGCCUAGGCAUUUUAGGUGGUAAACCUGGAGCUUCCACGUACAUUGUUGGUGUACAGGAUGAGAAGGCAUUGUAUUUGGAUCCUCAUGAAGUUCAAACGGCUGUUGAUAUCAAGAAGGAUGAUUUGGAAAGUGAUUGCACUUCAUAUCACUGCAGCACUGUGCGUCACCUAUCACUAGACAUGAUUGACCCAUCAUUAGCCAUUGGUUUUUACUGCAGAGAUAAAGGAGAUUUUGAAGACUUUUGUUCCCGUGCCACUCAGCUUGCAGAUAAAUCAGGUGGAGCGCCGUUGUUCACUGUUGCCCAAAAUCUUCCACACUCGAAACCAAUUUUGCACAAUGAUUGUAGUGCGCUUGGUGCUGAUAUCAACAGUUCGGAUGAUUUCUACUCAGAAAAUCUCAUUAAUGAUCAGACCCAAGAAGAUGAAUGGCAAAUUCUCUGAAGGGCCACAUAAAUAAAACCUUGUUCCAACACCAUGUUCCUCAAAGAUCAGCCUAACAUUGACCUGCUUAAAAUGCUGCAGUGUGCUGGAUUUUUUUUCCUUUCGUUAAUUCUUUGUAAAUUAUUAUCAAUAUUGUUACCUGUAAACAAAUUAUGCUAAUUCCUGGCUGAAGGACGGAUCAAGCCAAUGUACUAAUGGUUGAUCUUUUGUAUUCCAUAACGUCUCCAACUUAUACUUUCCAGUUAAUGAAAAAAUAAUAAUAAUAAUAAUUUAGUAGAAAAUUGUAAAUAUUUAUUUCUGAAUAAACUUGGUGAUUGUUA
Zingiber officinale is the source of this 1955-nucleotide messenger RNA. RefSeq names its product cysteine protease ATG4B-like. Gene Ontology annotation, molecular function: protein-phosphatidylethanolamide deconjugating activity. The record is from RefSeq and is a predicted model, not a curated record. NCBI's taxonomy places the organism in Eukaryota, Viridiplantae, Streptophyta, Magnoliopsida, Zingiberales, Zingiberaceae. The transcript is spliced from 9 exons. The coding region runs from base 175 to 1635 and encodes 486 amino acids.